AUGCGUGCGGCGCUCGGCUGGAGUCGCCGCCUGCUGCUGCUGCCGCGGCCUGCGCGCCGCUGCGCUGCUUGCGGGAAGCCGCCGCCGGGGCUCGGCAGCCCCAUGGCCCAGUACGGGACGGAGCAGCGGGGGCGGUUCCACUCGCCCGACUACCGCCUCUACCUUAAGAAUUCAAGGGGAAAAUAUAUUUCCCCCUUCCAUGAUAUUCCUCUGUUUGCUGGACCAAAUGAGGAAAAAGAAAUUCCUGCAAAGAAAACGAAGCUCAGUGAAAGUGAGGUUGUACUUAAUAUGAUUGUAGAAGUGCCUCGUUGGACAAAUGCUAAAAUGGAGAUUGCCACGAAGGAGCCAUUGAAUCCCAUUAAGCAAGAUGUAAAGGAAGGCAAGCUGCGAUACGUGGCAAAUAUCUUUCCCCAUAAGGGCUAUAUUUGGAAUUACGGCGCCUUCCCUCAGACUUGGGAAGAUCCCCAUCAUAAAGAUGAUGAUACAGGAUGUUAUGGUGACAAUGAUCCCAUUGAUGUCUGUGAAAUUGGUUCCAAGGUUCGCUCACUUGGCGAGGUUAUUCAGGUGAAAGUGCUUGGACUUUUAGGCCUUAUCGAUGAGGGAGAAUCUGACUGGAAGAUCAUUGCUAUCAGUGUGGAUGAUCCAGAAUCACAAAAGAUCCAUGAUAUCGAUGAUGUCAGGAAGUUCAAGCCAGGUUAUCUAGAAGCUACAGUUGACUGGUUCAGAGUAUAUAAAGUACCAGACGGGAAGGCGGAAAAUCGUUUUGCUUUUAAUGGCGAGUUUAAAGACAAGGCAUUUGCUCUUGACAUAAUUAAAUCCACCCACGAAUACUGGAAAGCUUUGAUUCACAAGAAGUCUGAUGGAGGAGCCAUAAAAUGCACCAACAUCCUAGUGGGUACCAGUCCCUACUGCUGCAAUGAAAACGAUGCCCGAGCAAUUGUGGAAUCUAAUCUGCCUUCUGAGGAGAAACAUUCUGCUGCCAUAGAAGUUGAUAAAUGGCACUUUCUCGGCCAGUGAUCAUUCAGAUACUCUAAUCA
Molecule: messenger RNA, 1037 nt
Organism: Euleptes europaea (tarantolino)
Lineage: Eukaryota; Metazoa; Chordata; Lepidosauria; Squamata; Sphaerodactylidae
Gene: PPA2
Product: inorganic pyrophosphatase 2
Exons: 12
Coding region: 1-1017 (338 amino acids)
Biological process (GO): phosphate-containing compound metabolic process
Cellular component (GO): cytoplasm; extracellular exosome
Molecular function (GO): inorganic diphosphate phosphatase activity; magnesium ion binding
Source: RefSeq, a predicted model, not a curated record